This is a messenger RNA of Malassezia restricta, 810 nucleotides long. RefSeq lists its product as uncharacterized. The record is from RefSeq and is a predicted model, not a curated record. Gene Ontology annotation, biological process: proton transmembrane transport; potassium ion transport. The coding region runs from base 1 to 810 and encodes 269 amino acids. Gene Ontology annotation, cellular component: mitochondrial inner membrane. Lineage: Eukaryota; Fungi; Basidiomycota; Malasseziomycetes; Malasseziales; Malasseziaceae. The transcript has a single exon.
AUGAAGAUCCUCGCUGUUCCAGUUGCGCGGCAUCGCAAUCCUGCGCGUUUACCAUACAUCACGUAUUUACCCAAGCUCACACGUCCUUUUCCAGGCAUCGCCACAACAUCUUCGCAACGCAUGAUGCAGUUCGUGUCGAACGUCUGGACCCAAUGGGGCCGCCCAGAUACGAAGUCGCUGCUGGACUGGAAGAAUCGCGUCUACUCGAUGGGAGAACGCAUCAUGGACAGUAUUGAGUACGAGGAAUGGGCACUCAAAGGUAUUGAUCAAGUACUUGGCCCCUCUAUACAGCGCCUUUUAUCUCGCUCUCAUCAGACCGCGCCUGACGCGCACACGCAUGUCUCUGUGCUAUAUCCCCCUUCCCUCAUUUCUCGACCCAGCGUAUUAGAGUCCCUGCAGCGCAUGUCCACGCAUCGAGCACCCCUUCACAAUCGCCAAUUCCUGUACAAUAUGGUUGCCAUCCCUGUUACUGCGCCCUUAUUCCUCGUGCCUGCUAUUCCCAACGUUGUAACGUACUACUUCAUCUGGCGUGCAUGGAGUCAUUGGCGUGCAUAUCAGGCCCUGCAAUCACUCCAAUCACUCAUUCGGCACGAUCUCGUCAAGUUUGAACCAGACGAGCAGCUGGAUGCAUUAUUCCAACAUUCUCGACCACCCCCCUCUGACCUUUCGACAGAUUGCGCAUGGCUUCUGGACCAAUCAUGCAUGAAUCGUAUUGUGGAUGACUAUAUCCUGCCUGCACAAGCCUACGUCGAUUUGCGACGAGCGUCCAAGCAGGCAAUACACGACAUCAUUCGAUCUGGUGCUACAUAA